AUGUCUCUACCGGAGAAGGAAACUCCCGGUGCGUCUUACGAAGUUGCCCCGGUCCCAGCCACAUCUGUGAAAGGGACGAAAUCGACCAAUAACUUGUCCGUCUCCAGCUCGACAAUCACCCCUGAUGGAAGUAAAGAAGCAGGAUCGAAGCCACCGCCCGCCGGAAAUGUGAUCAACGCAGACCAACCUGACCCUCUGUAUGCCCACCUCUCGGCUCAUGAAAGGGAUAUCCUGAAGAAGCAGCUGGAGGCGGAGGAUGCCACUGUAUCCUUCUUUGGCCUCUAUCGCUAUGCGUCCCGGAUGGACAUGCUGGCCAUCUUGGUGAGCGCCAUCUGCGCCAUCGCGGCGGGUGCAGCCUUGCCGUUGUUUACUAUUCUGUUUGGCUCCUUGGCUUCGGCUAUGCGAGAUAUCACCCUGGGAGAGAUUGAAUACUCCGAAUUCUAUCACCAGCUGACGAAGAAUGUGUUGUACUUCGUCUAUCUCGGUAUUGCUGAGUUUGUCACCGUCUAUAUCAGCACCGUUGGAUUCAUAUACACCGGGGAACAUGUCACCCAAAAGAUUCGCGAGCAUUACCUCGAGUCCAUUCUCCGGCAAAAUAUGGCCUAUUUCGAUAAACUUGGCGCUGGUGAAGUGACCACUCGUAUCACCGCCGAUACGAACCUCAUCCAGGAUGGUGUCUCCGAGAAAGUUGGAUUGACACUGACAGCAAUCGCUACGUUUGUCACUGCAUUCAUCGUUGCCUACGUCAAGUACUGGAAACUGGCCUUGAUUUGCACUUCGACCAUCGUUGCUCUGGUUCUGGUCAUGGGAGGCGGCUCCCGGUUUAUUAUCAAGUACAGCAAGCGGUCUUUGGAUAGUUACGGCGCCGGUGGAACCGUGGCGGAGGAAGUCAUCAGUUCAAUCCGAAACGCUACUGCAUUUGGCACCCAGGAUAAGCUUGCCAGGCAGUACGAGGUGCAUUUGGCCGAGGCAGAGAAGUGGGGGAGAAAAAACCAGAUCAUUCUUGGUAUGAUGGUCGGCGGGAUGUUUGGCAUUAUGUUUUCGAAUUACGGCCUAGGGUUCUGGAUGGGAUCACGGUUCCUUGUCAACGGAGAAGUUGACGUGGGCCAGGUCCUCACUGUGCUGAUGGCUAUCUUGAUUGGCUCCUUCAGUUUGGGAAAUGUUAGUCCCAAUGGCCAGGCUUUUACCAAUGCUGUUGCUGCAGCGGCAAAGAUCUUCAGCACCAUUGAUCGUCCGUCACCGUUGGAUCCGUACUCGGAUGAAGGAGAGACUGUCGCAGACCUCCAAGGCAACAUCGAAUUCUGUGAUGUGAAGCACAUCUACCCUUCACGGCCUGAGGUAACUAUUAUGGAUGGUAUCUCUCUAACUAUGCCAGCAGGUAAAACCACCGCGUUGGUUGGCCCUUCUGGCUCUGGAAAGAGUACCGUUGUUGGACUGGUCGAGCGUUUCUAUCUCCCCGUUGGAGGCAAUGUUUUGUUGGAUGGCCAUGACAUUCAGAACCUUAACCUCCGAUGGUUACGACAGCAAAUCUCCUUGGUUAGCCAGGAGCCCGUUCUUUUUGGCACCACUAUAUACCAGAACAUCCGAUACGGACUGAUCGGCACGAAGUUCGAGAACGAGUCACAGGACAAGAUCCAAGAGCUGAUUGAGAAUGCGGCCAAGAUGGCCAAUGCUCACGAUUUCAUCAUGGCGCUGCCCGAGGGAUAUGAGACCAACGUUGGCCAGCGGGGCUUCUUGCUCUCCGGUGGUCAGAAGCAGCGUAUUGCCAUCGCGCGUGCAGUUGUCAGCGACCCCAAGAUCCUCUUGCUUGACGAGGCAACAUCUGCAUUGGAUACCAAGUCGGAGGGAGUUGUUCAAGCUGCCCUUGAUAAGGCGGCCGAGGGCCGAACCACCAUAGUGAUCGCUCAUCGUCUAUCGACGAUCAAGUCAGCCCACAAUAUCGUUGUCUUGGUUGACGGCAAGAUCGUGGAGCAAGGUACCCACGAUCAGUUGGUGGAUCGUCAAGGCACGUAUCAUAGCCUUGUGGAGGCGCAGCGGAUCAACGAAGAAAAGGAUGCCGAAGCCUUGGAGGCCGAUGACGACCUGGAGGACUACGUCCUUCCAAACGAUGAUAUGUCCCGCAUCAAGACUGCCUACAGUGGUUCAGCUUCGCUCGACGCCCAUGAUGAGAAAGCCCGUUUGGAGUUUGCGCGCUCGGGAACCCACAAGUCUGUAUCCAGUGCUGUCCUUUCCAAGAGAACCCCAGAAGCAGGCCAGAAAUAUUCGCUCUGGACGCUAAUCAAAUUCAUCGCUUCUUUCAAUCGGCCGGAGAUCCUGUAUAUGGUGGUGGGCUUCGUCUUUUCGUUCCUCGCGGGAGGUGGUCAACCAACUCAAGCAGUCUUGUACGCCAAGGCAAUUAGUGCGCUCUCGUUAGGCUCUGCUAUGCAUGAUCAAAUCCGAAGUGAUGCCAACUUUUGGUCGUUGAUGUUCUUCGUGGUUGGGAUCGCUCAAUUCAUCAGCCUUUCCAUCAAUGGCGCUGCAUUUGCCAUAUGCUCUGAAGCGCUUAUCCGCCGUGCGCGAGGCGAAGCCUUCAGGUCAAUCCUUCGUCAAGACAUCACCUUCUUCGACCGGGAGGAAAAUAGCACUGGUGCGUUGACCUCCUUCCUCUCAACCGAGACGAAGCAUCUGUCGGGAGUCAGCGGUGUAACCUUGGGGACUAUUAUUAUGACCUCGACGACCCUGGGCGCGGCGAUUAUAAUCUCGCUUGCUAUUGGGUGGAAGUUGGCUCUGGUUUGCAUUUCGGUGGUCCCGAUCCUCUUGGCCUGUGGAUUCUACCGGUUUUAUAUGCUUGCCCAAUUUCAACAACGCUCCAAGAACGCCUACGAAGGGUCUGCGAGCUAUGCCUGUGAGGCCACAUCGGCCAUUCGGACAGUGGCCUCUCUUACCCGUGAGCAGGAUGUCUGGGAUGUUUACCACAGCCAGCUAGAAGCACAAGGUAGGAAGAGUCUGAUUUCUGUGUUCAAGUCCUCCAUUCUGUACGCCUGCUCACAGGCCUUGGUUUUCUUCUGCGUCGCCCUCGGGUUCUGGUAUGGAGGCACGCUUCUCGGGCACCAUGAAUACAGCGUCUUCCGCUUCUUUGUCUGCUUCUCUGAGAUCCUUUUUGGCGCCCAGUCCGCCGGAACGGUCUUCUCUUUUUCUCCCGACAUGGGGAAAGCGAAGAAUGCUGCUGCUCAGUUCAGGAAAUUGUUUGACCGAAAGCCCAGCAUUGAUAUCUGGUCGGAGAAAGGGAUUAAACUGGACUCCAUGGAGGGUGAAAUCGAGUUCCGCGACGUGCAUUUUCGGUAUCCCACUCGCCCAGAACAGCCCGUUCUCCGGGGUCUGAACCUCAGUGUCAAGCCUGGGCAGUAUAUUGCCCUCGUGGGACCGAGUGGCUGUGGCAAAAGCACGACCAUUGCUCUUCUGGAGCGCUUUUACGAUGCCCUUUCUGGUAGAAUCUUGGUGGAUGGAAAGGAUAUCACGGACCUCAAUGUCAAUUCGUACCGCAGUUUCUUGUCGCUGGUCAGCCAGGAGCCGACGCUGUAUCAAGGAACGAUCAGGGAUAACAUUAUGCUGGGAGUCGACAAGGAUGAGAUGUCCGAAGAGGCCAUUGUGCAGGCGUGUAAGGAUGCCAAUAUCUAUGACUUCAUCACGUCUCUCCCGGAAGGAUUUAACACCGUUGUGGGCAGCAAGGGGGGCAUGUUGUCUGGCGGGCAGAAGCAGCGAGUGGCCAUUGCCCGUGCUCUCCUCCGAGACCCCAAAAUCCUUCUUCUUGAUGAAGCCACUUCCGCCCUUGAUUCGGAAUCCGAGAAGGUCGUCCAGGCCGCGCUGGAUGCCGCCGCUCGUGGUCGAACCACGAUUGCAGUGGCGCAUCGACUAAGCACGAUCCAGAAAGCCGAUAUCAUCUAUGUCUUUGAUCAAGGGAAGAUCGUCGAAAGCGGGACGCACCACGAGCUGAUUCGCAACAAGGGCCGUUACUACGAACUGGUCAACCUUCAGAGUCUGGGGAAGAGUCAUUAA
This is a messenger RNA of Aspergillus tanneri, 4035 nucleotides long. RefSeq names its product ABC multidrug transporter Mdr1 (gene mdr1). The record is from RefSeq and is a predicted model, not a curated record. The transcript has 3 exons. Gene Ontology annotation, cellular component: membrane. The coding region runs from base 1 to 4035 and encodes 1344 amino acids. NCBI's taxonomy places the organism in Eukaryota, Fungi, Ascomycota, Eurotiomycetes, Eurotiales, Aspergillaceae. Gene Ontology annotation, molecular function: ATP hydrolysis activity; ABC-type transporter activity; ATP binding. Gene Ontology annotation, biological process: transmembrane transport.